Molecule: messenger RNA, 702 nt
Organism: Candidula unifasciata
Lineage: Eukaryota; Metazoa; Mollusca; Gastropoda; Stylommatophora; Geomitridae
Source: the annotation of a GenBank genome assembly
UUGAAGAGCGUCGGACCAAAGCUGGUUCCUUUCUUCAAGACGGUUGCCAUAUUUUUCGUUCUUUUUGGACAAGAAGAAAAGGCUUCCAUAUUCUUCUGCAUCGUCAAGUGCCUUCCAGUGAUCUCCCUGAUUGUGUUUGUCCUCCUUCAUGGCAUGAGCUUUGAUGAGUGCUACAGAUACUCGAGGAGAAUCCUGGUCGGACUCAUUUUCUCAGCAAUCGGGGAUAUAUUUCUGGUUUGGAAGAGUACCCCUGGGAAUAUGGAACUGGGUCUUCUCAGCUUUGCCAUUGCCCAGAUCAUGUAUGCAAGGGCUUUUGGUUGGCGUCCGCUGAAGCCUUACCCGGGAUCUGCUUUCCUGUUGCUGGGCCUUGUGGUCUACUCCUACCUGCAGAUCUACGUCACUGGUUUGAUGGCCUACCUGGCUCCUUUCUACAUGACCCUAAUCUGUACCAUGGCUUGGCGUGCCAUGGCACGUGUCCAGUUUUACGAUGACCUCUGGACCUGGACCAAGCUGUGUGGCUGUGCAGGGGCAGUUUGUUUCCUCAUCUCUGACCUGGUGAUUGCCAUCAACAUGUUUGCAGUGUCCAUUCCCUGUGCCCACACCAUCAUCAUGCUGACCUAUUAUGCUGCCCAGUUUGGCAUCUCCCUGUCUGUGGUGGACAGCCAGGCAGACGAACUCAUCCGAAUACAGAAGAGUCAAUAA